Molecule: messenger RNA, 1437 nt
Organism: Dacryopinax primogenitus
Lineage: Eukaryota; Fungi; Basidiomycota; Dacrymycetes; Dacrymycetales; Dacrymycetaceae
Exons: 7
Coding region: 1-1437 (478 amino acids)
Source: RefSeq, a predicted model, not a curated record
AUGGCUCCCUCCAGCACUAGGGCCACCUCUGGCAAGAAGCCUUUGUCAUCCAAGACCAAGCCCAAGGCUUCUUCAAACAAGAAGCCUUCUGCCGCAGAUACGAAAAAAGGUUCGAGGGCUCGGAAGGCCUCCGGUAAGAAGACUCGGUCAAAGGAGUUGGUGGAGUCCUCGCACGAUGAGUUGACUGAGCCCGAGGAGGAGGAUCCCCCUGCUAUGCCAGAGCCGAAGCCUGCGGCCGAUUGCCCAGCCUUGAACGCAAGGCCAGUGGCCACAAAGGUGAGGCCCUUGAAGAAGGCAUCCAUGCCCCCUUUGAAGACCUCGACUCCAAAGUUGAGAGUCUCUUGGACCAGGUCAUCCACGUGGAUCGAGAAGGAACUGGAGUUGCAUGAGGAGCCUGAGGAGGAGCAAGAGCCCGAGACGGCCACUGAGGAGCGCGCUGCAGAGGAUGGAGGCGAGGCCAAUGAUGAGUCGCCCAGGGCAAGUUCCUCCCUUGUUGAGCUGAAAGCCAUAUUAGGGAGACCACCAUGGAGCCGACGGAGGGUGAAGAGGAGGAGGAACCAACCCAGCAAGGGCCUCCCCGAGAUCCUUGCCAUGGUCCCACCCUUUGGCGCAGAUCCCGAUGCCUGGAGGGCGAAUGGCAGCGUGUCCGAGUUCCAGGUCGAGCUUGUCAAGUUCCGUUCGAGGCACAAUAAGAGAAAAUACUGGCAGACCGUGCCUUUGACUGCAGCGUCGUUCAUGGGUCCCACAUUCCAGACGCAAUGGCACGCGAGAAUGGGGAAUCAACUCGUCAUGAAAUUGCUGGCGCAAGGGGGGCCGUUGUACUUGCCCUUGGAGGAGUGGGUAGAGGGGGACAGGAAGGCUGUUGUGGGGAGAGACAAUAAGCCUCCCUUCGACUCUUCAGCCCUCAGGCAUCGGACGGAGCUUGAGGCCAUUCUGGCCGCUAACAAGGAGCCAGACGAGAACCUCGAAGCUUCGAUCAAAGCAGAGGAGAAGGCCUGGAAUGCGUUGUCUGUGGCCAUGCAGGCGCAGCACCUUGCUUUGCAGAAAUACCGCUGGGCUGGCAUCGAAGGGAGUCCACCUAUUCCUGUUCCAAAGGUGGUGACUCCGAUUCCCUUGCCUAAGAAAGCAGUCCCGGUGUGCUUGCCCAUGAAGCCGGCUUCCAUUCUGGCUCUUCCGAAGACGACCGUCAUCGUGAAGAUCCCAGCUCAGCACUCCCAAUCAAGGGUCUCCGUCUCUGCCGCUGCUUCUCUGCCUCCUUCUCCCUCGAAAUCUCUGUCCGUUGUUGAAUCAACUCCUGCUCCCGAUGAGUCAAAGAAGGCAGACAAGGCGCCAAAGGCUAAGCUCAGCAUGGCUCUCUUAGCUCUGGCUGCGGAAGCCGAGCCAGAUCCACUACCCAUGCCCGAUAGUGUAAGUCAUGUCGAGUAUCAAGCCUCAUAA